This is a messenger RNA of Cadophora gregata, 1054 nucleotides long. RefSeq lists its product as uncharacterized. Lineage: Eukaryota; Fungi; Ascomycota; Leotiomycetes; Helotiales; Ploettnerulaceae. The coding region runs from base 183 to 1028 and encodes 281 amino acids. The record is from RefSeq and is a predicted model, not a curated record. The transcript is spliced from 6 exons.
GAGCAGUCAUCUUUCUGGAAAUAUAUCUUCUUUAAUUCUUGCUUUGGAUAGUCGGUUCGGUGUACAUCGUCGCUCGUUUACUUUUGUCGGAAGGUUCUGUCGUUGGUAUUUUAGAGCAUUGUGAAGACAUUAUCGGACCAAACCAACGUGCAAUUCUGCCACAGUCUUUCAAGAUCAACACGAUGGUGCACUCCCGAUCUCUUCUCCUUGGAGCUCUCCUGGCUACCGUUAGGUUCACCUACGCCCAAGACACUUCCGACACAGGCUUGUCAUGUGACGACCUACUCGUGACAAUCGACAACAGCACCCAGCUAUCCUUCUACUCCAGCUGCCCCUCACUAGAAUACAUGGUUGGACCCUCUCACGCUUUCUCAGGCCCAUUCAAUCUCCCCGGUGUAGAAAACAUCGGGAAGUUCAGCGCAGGGUAUCUUGGUCCGAAAUUUACAGGGUCGCAGCGCGUCGAUGAUAGAGUUACGACGGUGUCGAUGCCAGAUUUGGUGAAUACGACUUCUGGGGGUGUAUUGUUUGGGUAUUUGGAUAAUUUGACGAGUGUGGACUUUCCAAAACUUAACACGAUAACGGGAGAUAUUGUGUUAAUUGGUAACUAUGAGACCAAAACUCUGACCCUCCCAGCUCUGGCAAACGUCACUGGAGGCGGUCUCCUCGAUGGCCACUUCGACUCAAUCUCCCUCCCCUCCCUCAAAACAAUCGGCUACUUAAUCGUAAAAUCAACCGGCUCUCUCGACUGCGUCGCUCUCGGCAAGAACCUCUCAUCUCUCACAUUCACACCCAAACAGUAUGAUGUGGGAGUUGGCUUCACGUGUUGGACACCGGAUGAGAAGAAUACGUGGAAUUCUUCGGAGGUGAAUGGUGGAUCUGGUGGGAGUCCGACGACGACAGGGAGCGGCGGCCCUGCGGCGGGGACGAGUUCAGCUGCGUCUGGAGCGGAGAAUUUGAUGCGUGGGAGGGGUGUUGGGAUGAUGGUUGGGUUGGUGGCUGGUGCUGUGAUUGCUGCGGUGUUGCUUUAAGAUUUUAGAACCGAGACUCAAAAAUA